AUGUCCUCCUCCCGCAAAACCGCAACCGCCCAAGCCGAACUCUCCCUCCUCCCCACGCUGAAGAACUGCCUGCUCAACUUGCCUUCCUCGCUGGUAGCGGUGUUGCUUAAUUCGAAUACGCUUGCGCAGAAUGUGAUUGUUGAGUUGUCGUACCGCGUACCGGGACAGGGACAGCAGCAAGGACAGCAGCAGCAGCAGCGCAAAGAUGCAAGUGGGGGAACGCAGAAGUCGGUGUUUCUGGGAUGGACCGGUAUGCAGUCGAAGUCUCGCCAGACGCCUUUCGUGGGGAAGGAGGGUUUGGUGGGGAGGGAAAGAGAGGGCCAAGGUGGGAGAGGUGGGGCGGGGGAGAGGGAGGUGCCGGUUGUGGAGGUGGAUGGGACGUUUGCGCGGUUGGUGGGGUUGGGGGAGGGGAUGAAGGUGGGCGUGACGUUGCAUUUUGAUCCGCCGCAGGCGCAUACGGUCAAUAUUGAACCGAUGACUGCUACGGACUGGGAGAUCAUCGAACUCCACGCCCGUUUCCUCGAAAUGAACUUCCUCUCCCAAGUCCGCGCUCUACCGAACCCAGCUGCCGGUCAACCGCAUCCGCUUACGCUACACCUGACGCCGACAGCUACGGCGAAUAUUCUCGUCACUUCGUUGACGCCUGCUGUACCUAACACGCAGCCUUUCGUGAAGAUCUCGCCGGAUGCGGAGGUUAUCGUGGCGCCGAAGACACGGCAGGCGGUACGACCUGGGAGCGCGAGGGACAAUAGGAGUGUGACGAGUACGAGUCGCAGGAGUGCUGGGGGUAGGAGUACGUCUGAGGCCAAGGGGAGGGCUGAUGCUGAGAAAGCACGACCGCCGCUUUUUCUCAGAGGUGUCACGCGUGGGCUUGAAAAUGAGUGGUUUGAAGAUGGUGGUGAGGAGAUGAAAGAUGAAGGGCUGAAAGUGUGGUUGGAUCGUGAGCACUUGCUGAGCAAAACCUUGCGAGGGGUAACUUGGGUGGGCGUCACGGUUAUUAAGCCAGCUGGACUCCAGGAGCAGACUGAUCCGCAGAGCUCGCCGCAGCCGGAGCAAAUGCCUGCUCAGAAGGUUGUGGCGAAGCUUUGCUUGUGGGAUGAUGCUCCAGAUGCUCGACACGUUGCUUUGUCCAGUAUGCUUUGCGCGGUACUGGGCUCUGACGGGCUGGUUGGCGGUAUCGUACGCAUCGAUCCUGCCCCGUCACCGCUGCCAAAAACUGCUUCGGCGUUGAAGGAGCCGUCACAGCAGGCGAGCAAGGAUGCGAUCGUCAAGCGUUUGCGCGUCACGCCUUUUGCUGGCUCGCAGGCAAAGCAGGCUGGUUUCAAGUUCGGCGGUGAGUCGAAGGCUGAGAAGGAAGAAGCUGCUGCACGUGUGAAAGCACUAUUCGGCAAGACUCUACUCGAAGGACCUUUGACGGACGGCAUGCUGCUUCCCAAACAAGACUCCUGGCCCGGCGGCCUCUUGGACCUCGAUCCUGCGCCUCCUGGUGACCCGUCGAAGUCGAGGACAAAUUGGCUGCUAGGUGCGGAGCGGAAGCUAGAAAUUGCAAUGCAGCCGGAGACGGCGCCUGUGAAAUUGCCACAAGCGCCUGGAGAGCCUUUACCGGAUGACGCACCCUCGAUGGUGGGAGUGGAUACUCUGAUGCAGCAGGUGCGGUCGAGUCUGCUGCACUCCUCAUCUGUACUUCUGACUGGCGGUCUCGGCGCCGGGAAGACGUCGCUGGUGCAGUUGCUUGCAUACCAACUUCGGGACGAGUACUUGUUCCAUGCGGUCUACUACCCUUGUCGGACGUUGGUUACGGACGAGACGAGAGUCAAGACGAUCAAAGAGGCGCUGCAGCGAGUCUUUGGCUCCGCAGCUUGGGCGGCGAGGAUGGGCGGGCGAUCGCUUGUAAUACUUGAUGACCUGGAUAAAUUGUGCCCGGUUGAGCAGGAGUUGCAGGUCGAUGCAAAUGGUCGAAGCAGGCAGGUAAGCGAGCUGUUGUGCUCGAUUGUGCGGCAGUAUUGCACGAGAGAUUCGGCAGUCGUGCUACUGGCGACCGCACAGAGCAAGGAGGCGCUGCAUAAUGUGCUUGUUGGUGGGCAUGUGGUGAGAGAUAUCCUAGCGCUCAAGGCGCCGGAUAAGGAAGGGAGGCGGAAAGUGCUUGAGAUGCUUACCCAGCAAGCGACAGAAGCGGCUCAGAAAGAUAAUGGCGGAGGAGUCGCAAGAAAUCACAAUGCUGUGCGAGAGUGGAUGGAAGGUUCAGACGAUGGCCAAGAAGAGUCUAUCGACGGCCUACACGACGAGGCAGAUCCCCAACUGGACCUCCUCGACAUUGCCGGCCAGACAGACGGAUACAUGCCCGGUGAUCUCGCCCUUCUAGUCUCCCGAGCACGGAGCGAAGCCCUCAUCCGCGCAGUCUCCGACACCUCCCUCUCCGACGACGUCGCCCUAACCGAGCCCGACUUCGCCGCAGCCCUUAAAGGCUUCACCCCGGCCUCCCUGCGCGGCGUGACGCUGCACUCCUCCACUACUACUUUUGCCUCCAUCGGCGGCCUGCGCGAAACACGCAAGACUCUGCUCGAGACCCUGCAGUACCCUACCACCUACGCACCCCUGUUCGCGAAAUGUCCCCUUCGCUUACGAUCAGGCUUGUUGUUGUACGGCUACCCCGGCUGCGGGAAGACUAUGCUCGCCUCCGCCGUCGCGGGCGAAUGCGGCCUCAACUUCAUCUCCGUCAAAGGUCCCGAGAUCCUGAAUAAGUACAUUGGCGCUUCGGAGAAGAGCGUGCGGGAUUUGUUCGAGCGAGCCGAAGCAGCGAAGCCUUGCGUGUUGUUCUUCGACGAGUUCGACUCGAUUGCCCCCAAGCGCGGGCACGAUUCCACCGGUGUCACAGAUCGCGUUGUGAAUAUGCUCUUAACAAUGAUGGACGGCGCGGAGGGGCUGAGCGGGGUGUACGUGCUCGCAGCUACCUCACGUCCAGACCUCAUCGACCCCGCGUUGUUGCGGCCCGGGCGGUUGGACAAGAGUCUGAUCUGCGAUAUGCCUGACGAAGACGACCGACUGGACAUCUUACGCGCGGUGAGCAAGCGGUUGAAAGUCGACCCCGAGAUUGUGGACGCAGAGCAUGGGAGGAGUUUGAAGGCGGUGGCGGGGCAGACGGAGGGGUAUUCCGGGGCGGAUCUACAGGCGGUGGUGUAUAAUGCGCAUUUGGAGGCUAUUCACGAUUUGCUGGGGCCGGGAGACAAUGCUGCCCAGGACUUUGGGAAGAAGAAGGGGAGUGGGGCCGGCAAGGGAGGGAAGCAGCAGGAUUUCAGCUACUUCCGGCUUGGAGGGGAGGAGAAGGAUGCAGCGGCGCCGCAGAGCGCUGCCACAUUGGCCGCAGAAAGGACGCAGUUGGCGGCGAAGAUCAAUGCGAUGCAGGUCGCGAGAAGGAAAGCGAAGCAAGAGCGGAAGGAAGCAAAUCAGCAGCACCGCCCGAAUUCUUCUGCUGGUGGACAGCCGCAGACGAACGGCGUAGCGGAGCCAGCUGCCAGCCAGGAGCCGGUGAUUAUGUGGCGGCAUCUGCAGAAGGGGUUGGAGAGCACGAGGGCAUCGAUCAGUGCGCAGGAUCGGAGGAGGAUGGAGAGGAUCUAUAGGGAGUUUGUUACUGGUAGGAGUGGGGAGAUGUCGGAUGGGCAGGGGAGUAGUGAGGUGGGGGGGAGGUCGACUUUGAUGUAG
This is a messenger RNA of Saxophila tyrrhenica, 3699 nucleotides long. RefSeq names its product Peroxisome biosynthesis protein pex1 (gene PEX1). The record is from RefSeq and is a predicted model, not a curated record. Gene Ontology annotation, cellular component: peroxisome; cytosol; peroxisomal membrane. Gene Ontology annotation, biological process: protein import into peroxisome matrix. The coding region runs from base 1 to 3699 and encodes 1232 amino acids. The transcript is spliced from 3 exons. Lineage: Eukaryota; Fungi; Ascomycota; Dothideomycetes; Mycosphaerellales; Extremaceae. Gene Ontology annotation, molecular function: ATP hydrolysis activity; ATP binding.